AUGACCAACGUUGGAGACAGCCAGGCCAUCUUUUCGAGAGCGAGACGCAACACAUUGCGGUCCCGCUCUUCCUGCGACGUGCCGACAGAAGGACUGGCACCUCGUUGCGAAGUGGUGUCAAUAGGAGAACCGACACCACUGUUAGCGCCCGAGUCUCGCGACCUCGAGCGCCUUCGCUUCGGUGAUGGUUCAUCUGAUUCAUCAGAUGAACCAAAGAUGCUACGCUUGGCAGGCGGCUAG
Molecule: messenger RNA, 240 nt
Organism: Peronospora matthiolae
Lineage: Eukaryota; Oomycota; Peronosporomycetes; Peronosporales; Peronosporaceae
Source: the annotation of a GenBank genome assembly